Messenger RNA from Dermacentor silvarum, 1215 nucleotides. RefSeq lists its product as uncharacterized. The record is from RefSeq and is a predicted model, not a curated record. The coding region runs from base 1 to 1215 and encodes 404 amino acids. The transcript is spliced from 9 exons. NCBI's taxonomy places the organism in Eukaryota, Metazoa, Arthropoda, Arachnida, Ixodida, Ixodidae.
AUGGCUGCGCACGGCUUGGUUACUGGCUACAGGAAUCAUGCCCGGGCCAAGAGGGCCGCACCCAACGACACACUCAAGCCGCAGUGGCAAGACCCGGCCGGUGGGCCUCGGGAGGAGCCAGGCUUGCCCAGCGCCUGGGUGGCCGCCAUCGCCGUUAACGUGGCUCUGGUCGCACUGUUCCUCAUCUUCGUCCUCUACUGCUACAUCCGCAGCCGCAAGCGUGCCAAUAAGGGUGCAGCUCCCGAGAUGCGCGGCAGCUUCGAGACGCAGCUGGACAAGGCGACCACCCAGCCACUGGCCCUGGAGGCUCCUCGGCGGAGCCCGCUCACGUGGCCGGCCUUGGAAUCCCAGCAUGACGUGCCCGUCAUCAGAACACAGAGCGUUCACAGUGCGGACAAGGAGAGCGGCAUCAUCGAAGGCGUGGAGGACGAUGAGGAGCCGGAGCUGAAGGGUCUGAGCCCGGACGAGUCGGACGAGGAGCUGCCAUCCGAGCCUUUGCCAAGGGCGCCCGAGGACGGCGACACGUCGUCCUUGCCUGCGACUCACCAAGCGGAUAGCUACGCUGCCUUCUUGCCCGGUGUUCCAACGAACAGCAGCCCUCCUAAAGGGCAAUACCAGGUGUGCCUGGUGGCGGGCGGUGGUCGCGACUGCGUGGGAUCGAUCGAGUUGCCCCUGGACCGACCCGUCACACUGGCCGAGCUACGUACAGCGCUUGGGGCCGCGGCAGACGCGGCGCUGCGCGAGCUCACCUCAGCGUCACGCUUCGGAUUCGUGACUGAGGCGCUGCGGCCGCUGAGCCCUGGCGAGGCCGAAACCUGCGUCGUCCAGCAGAUCUACCCAUCGCGAGCCGUCAUGCUUCGGGACACCAGAGGCGAGUCCAUUGGAACAACGUAUGCCGUGGAAACCUCUCCUGUCUCUUGGGAGGAGGAGCGCGAGCCUGGGAGCACUACGCCACCUGUCAUCAGCCACGAUCCAGAACUCAACCAAGCGUCCUCGCUCGCGAGAGAAGUGAUACCUGCAAGGCCUUGGAGGAAGACGACCAAUGGCGUACACACUUAUGUGGGCCCACUGGGUGUGUGCCAGCGACCCGACUGUGGCCAGCCCGGCCGGGUCAAGUGCAUCGACUGCGGCCUGGCGUCCUAUUGCAGCAGUCGCUGUCUGAAGGCGGACGCGGCCAGGCACAGGCUUUCCUGCUACCGUGAGUGCUCUAAUUAG